Lentinula edodes (shiitake mushroom) is the source of this 936-nucleotide messenger RNA. Its product is annotated as nuclease Le1. NCBI's taxonomy places the organism in Eukaryota, Fungi, Basidiomycota, Agaricomycetes, Agaricales, Omphalotaceae. The record is from RefSeq and is a predicted model, not a curated record. Bases 1 to 936 code for a protein of 311 amino acids. The transcript has 12 exons. Gene Ontology annotation, molecular function: endonuclease activity; nucleic acid binding. Gene Ontology annotation, biological process: DNA catabolic process.
AUGAGGUUGACAGUGACUUUGGCAGCUUGUUCGAUCUUGGCUGCUCGUAGUGUUCGGGGAUGGGGCGCAAUUGGACAUGAGACUGUUGGAUACGUCGCUAUGAAGUUUCUUAGCCCAAAGGCAUUAAGCUUUGUCCAGUCAUCGCUGGGAUCGGAGUACUCAGAAUCUCUAGGUCCCGCUGCUCCGUGGGCAGACGAUGUUCGUUUUGAGGCUGCAUUCUCAUGGUCUGCUCCUUUCCACUUCGUUGAUGCUGAAGACAAUCCCCCGACAUCGUGCUCUGUUGAGCAAAUGAGGGACUGCAGUAGCGGUACCUGUAUCUUGUCUGCUAUUGCAAAUUAUACCGCUCGUGUUGUCGAUACUAGUCUUAGUACAGAACAACGUCAAGAGGCGUUGAAAUUUAUUGAUCAUUUCAUUGGUGAUAUUGGUCAACCACUGCACGUUGAAGCCGUUGAGGUUGGGGGCAAUGAUAUCAACGCUGUCUGUAACGGAGAAAGGACUAAUUUACAUGCGUGUAUAAUAGAUUCUGGUAUCAUCAACAUCUUCCUCAAGGCUCAAUACUCCAACUCUGCCAUUGUCUGGGCUAAUGCUCUGGCUCAGAGAAUUCAGACUGGUGAAUUCAAAUCUCUCACAUCAACUUGGCUAUCUUGCUCCUCCACCACGGAACCUGUGAAUAAUCGACGCCGAAGUAUCGAAGACGAUAUCAACGGCCUUGUCAGCGAUGCUACAAUUACACCGCUCGAAUGUCCCCUCGUCUGGGCACGGGAGUCGAAUGCUUAUGACUGUUCGUUUGUGUUCAGCUACACAGGAUUUUCCGAUCCUUGUACAUCCUCGUAUGCGACCGGAGCUCAGCCCAUUAUCGAGGAGCAGAUUGCCAAGCAAGGAUAUCGUCUAGCGGCCUGGUUGAAUGUCUUAUUCGAUGGCAGUACUGGCCUUUGA